AUGAAGGACGGCAGGCCGAUCACAGUCUUUUCGAACAUCUAUCGGUUGUGGUCAUCAAUUUGCUCCCGGAGCAUCCUCCGGGCCUGGGCGGCCUGGCUGCCGACGGCAGUUGCGGGAUCAGUGCCUGGUAGAAGCGUACGUGAUGUUUCAUUGACGCUCCAGGCCCAGGUUGAGGCUGCCAUCAUGGACAAGCGGCCUUUGGCCGGAGUGAGUGUUGACAUUAUCAAAUGCUUCAAUCAGAUUCCCAGAGCCCCGUUGGUGCAACUUCUCCGCCACUUGCACGUCCCUGAGUCUGUGAUCUCGCUAUGGCAGGACUUCUUGUCCAAGGCACUGCGUCACGCCGUCUUUCUUGGGGAAAUCGGCUUACCGACUGGCAGCACGACUGGGGUGCCUGAAGGAUGCCCGCUGAGCGUGCUCUGCAUGGUAGCGCUCUGCUGGUAUCUGGCCAGCCUGCCCCGACCUGACGACUUGCAAUUGUACACCUAUGUAGAUAACUUGUCCGGUCCUCCCUGCAGUGUGCCAUUGAAACUGCAUUGCGGCCUCUUGCCCAACGGUGCCGCUCUGAAGGUUGUCUCUAGUGCAAAGGACUUGGGUGUUCAGUUUCGGUUUCAAGCCAGGGGAAAAGCAGGUGCAGUUGCUAAGCGUCUGGAAGAAGGGCGCCGUCGGUUGUCCACGUUGCAGUCAUUGUGCCGUCCCCUGCUUAGCAAGGCUCGGCUCAUCCAGGCAUCAGUGUGGCCGGCUGCUCUCUAUGGCAUGGAAGGUUCCUUAGUCACGGAGGCGGCGGUGCAGAAGCUACGCUCCUCGGCUGCUCGUGCGAUGCUUGGGGAUCAUAGUGCCAUGUCGCCUGUGUUGGCAUUGUCGGCUCUCACGCCCACGGUCGAUGAUCCUGAGGUCUUCCUGUUGGCGCAGUACUGCAAUGUGCUGCAGACCUUUGACGAGGGCCUGCAAGUCCAUUUGGCCAGAGUGGUAGUCGGUGCAUUGCUGUCUGAUGCGGCCAAGGCGACCUGGGACAGACUUCAAUCCCCACUUUGCCAGUUCUGUGGUGCCAUGGACACAAAGCAUCACCGUGUGCUUCAGUGUCCUGCUACUGCUGUCGCUCGGAAGCCUUUCUUACCUCUGCUACAGAUCCUUGACCAGGAGUCGCCCGAGUGGUUUCAUUGCCCCUUCCCCAGCUGUCAUGCGUCGGAGCCUUUUCUCCGUCUGCUGUGGCAUAGCCGAAAGGUUGUGGCCCCUCCGCGCCCGGAGUUGAGCAUCCCAUCGCUUGAAAGUGCAGGUGAGAUACAUUUCUUUACAGAUGGUACCUGUGCCCACCCAACAAUUCCAGAGGCUCGGCACGCAGCCUGGGCGGUGCUUGUCUACAUUGGACCGUUUGCUGCGGAAUGGUUGCAACAGCAGUGGCGCCAGCGGGACAGCAUUGCCUCCUGUUUUGCUGUAGUUGCACAAGGGGUUGUACCGGGCCAGCAAACUAUCUCGAGGGCUGAAGUGCUUGCAUUGUGUCAGGCAGCAUGGGUUGCUCAGAGUUUUCCCCAAGGACAGAUCACCAUCUGGAGCGACUCUCAGACUGCACUGAAGCUGUCGAGGGCGCUGCAACAGCAAACGGCUGAAACCAACCACUUCGCUUCCGACUUGAUUGCAGAUGUUCCAGCUGGUGUUUUUGAGAGCACGAAGCUUCGAAGAUUAUACAGCAGCAAAGGCCGCCCGCCGGACGUGGCACAGGAUACUUGUGCAGAGGUCGCCGCCCAUUAUCAAGAGCAACAUGACCGUUUUCUGGCCUACUGUCAGUACCAGGUUGAGCUGCUUCGAGUUGCCAAGCCUCUACGUGCUGAGGCGUGCAGGGAGCAAAAGUUGAACUACCAGGUUGAGGACUUGACGCGUCUUGCUGUUUCCAACAGGUGGAAUCAACUGCAGCUGCUGCCCGCUGUGACCGAGCAUGAAGAGACGAUCUCGGAGCGGCUCUCAGCGAGCCGUGACUACAAAACAGCUCUCAAGGAGUGGAGCAGUUUACUGGUCUGGCCAUCGGAGGUCCGGUUUGACCAUGCCUUUAUUGGGGUUACUUUCCUGGAGUUGAUGAUCAAUUUCAUCGUGUGUGCUGGCAUGCUGCCCCGCGUAGGCGCUCGCAGUGCACAGGAUGGAGUUGAUCUCUUGUCGGCUCAGGGAAUCUUGCAGCCAGUGGUGCUGCGCGAGUUGGUUGUUUCCUUCAUUGCAUCUAUCAGCUGGAGCGAGAAGGCAGAGAGGUGCACGUGGUUUGACAGCCCACCACACAGACGCAUUCGAAGUCUCGAGUUCGCAGGAUUGUGCACGGCCCGCAAGGGCUUGCUUAAGCGACCAGUUAUGCCUCGGUAUGGUGAAACCAUCCGCUGCGCCUACAAGGUCUUGACAAGUCAGUCUCCCGGGGAAACUCUCAGGGAUGCUGCACUUCAAGUAGCUCGGGAGCAGUAA
Messenger RNA from Symbiodinium sp. CCMP2592, 2439 nucleotides. Lineage: Eukaryota; Dinophyceae; Suessiales; Symbiodiniaceae. The record is from the annotation of a GenBank genome assembly.